UCCGGUUCCUGUCUUGUAACGCUGACGAAUCAGUAAGGUGGGUUUGCUGACGGCGGCCGGGGAGGGUCAUUCAGUGUGAGACGUGUCGCUUUCCUCUCAUCCUCUCUCUACCUCGGUCAUGGCUCCCAAAGGCAGCAACAAGCAGCAGUCCGAGGAGGACUUACUACUGCAGGACUUCAGCCGCAACCUGUCUGCCAAAUCCUCGGCACUCUUCUACGGGAACGCCUUCAUCGUGUCAGCCAUCCCCAUCUGGCUGUACUGGAGAAUAUGGCACAUGGAUCUGGUGCAGUCAGCUGUCCUGUACAGUGUAAUGACCCUUGUCAGCACAUACCUUGUGGCCUUUGCUUAUAAGAAUGUCAAAUUUGUUCUCAAACACAAGGUGGCGCAGAAGCGAGAGGAUGCUGUCUCCAGAGAGGUGACCCGCAAGCUUUCAGAGGCUGACAAUAGGAAGAUGUCCCGUAAGGAGAAGGAUGAGAGGUUUGAUAUCUGUAAACAGGGAACUUGUCAGAAAGGGAUCCUUUGGAAGAAAAAUGAAGUUGCUGACUAUGAAGCCACCACUUUCUCAAUUUUCUACAACAACACCCUCUUCCUGGUUGUGAUCAUUGUCGCCUCAUUCUUCUUACUGAAAAACUUCAACCCUACAGUCAAUUACAUUCUGUCACUAAGUGUUUCUUCAGGUCUUAUUGCUCUGCUGUCCACAGGAUCAAAAUAAACUUUGACUGGCGCAACUGACU
Molecule: messenger RNA, 734 nt
Organism: Nanorana parkeri
Lineage: Eukaryota; Metazoa; Chordata; Amphibia; Anura; Dicroglossidae
Gene: SSR3
Product: signal sequence receptor subunit 3
Exons: 6
Coding region: 119-712 (197 amino acids)
Biological process (GO): SRP-dependent cotranslational protein targeting to membrane
Cellular component (GO): endoplasmic reticulum; membrane
Source: RefSeq, a predicted model, not a curated record